AUGGGAACUGAAGUACAGUCAAAGAUGUAUCAACCAGGAUAUUAUUCCGUGCAGAAACUAAGUAGCAAUGUUGGCCAUGGUAGCUGGUCCCUGCUUCAUGAGAACAAAAACUUGAAGAAUGGGCAACAAUAUGAAUUAUUCUUGACAAGGCCGAUUAUGGAUGGAUUUCAUGGACGCGAUAAGGAACAAAUGAGGCAAACUAUACUGAAGCAUGAGUCAGUAUUCAGGCAUCAGCUCAAUGAACUCUAUCCUGUUUACGAAAGGCAAAAGGACUUGAUGAACGAGAUCAAAAGCAAAGAACUACGCAAACAUCAAAAAGUAGCAGGGACAUCACUAUCAACUCUCUCUUCCUCUGGCUUUCCAAACGAAGAUGACAGAAACAGUAGGCAUAAUUCUAAUUUACCCUUGGUUGAUUCCAGUUUUGGUAGACCAUGUACAUCGAGUACUGGAAGUAUCAGCCAAUCUGCUUGUAAUUCUAUUGGAAAAACCCUGCAAACCAGUGGUGGCCCCAGCGAACCUAUAGUCAGGAUGAAGGACCGCGAAUCUCCGGAUUCCAGAGGGAAGAAACCUCGGAGAAGAUUGUUCAAUCUUGAACUUCCAGCCGAUGAAUACAUCAGUGAUGGAGAAGAACCAGAAGGAGAUUUCAUGGGGUCAGACACAGAAAAUUAUCCUCCUAACAGAAAAAAUGUGGUUACUCAGGCAAGAGAUGAUAUUUUAUCUAGUCACAUUGGUGAAACAUCCGGCUAUAACAAUAUAGACAGAGUGUCCGCUUCAACUUCUGUCUUUAAGUUUGGCAAUGACUUCAGCUCCAAAGAGGAGAUAGAAAGGCAGGAAUUCCCUAAAAACCCACAAAUGGGGAAGGAUGGAAGAGUUAGUAAUCUGCAUUUAAAGAACAAAAGGCACCAAAAAGAGUGGUCAACAAAUGCUCUCAAGGCUGGUAAGGAACUAGUUAUCUGA
Prunus armeniaca (apricot) is the source of this 957-nucleotide messenger RNA. NCBI's taxonomy places the organism in Eukaryota, Viridiplantae, Streptophyta, Magnoliopsida, Rosales, Rosaceae. The record is from the annotation of a GenBank genome assembly.